Molecule: messenger RNA, 358 nt
Organism: Zingiber officinale
Lineage: Eukaryota; Viridiplantae; Streptophyta; Magnoliopsida; Zingiberales; Zingiberaceae
Product: enoyl-[acyl-carrier-protein] reductase [NADH] 1, chloroplastic-like
Exons: 6
Coding region: 1-306 (101 amino acids)
Biological process (GO): fatty acid biosynthetic process
Molecular function (GO): enoyl-[acyl-carrier-protein] reductase (NADH) activity
Source: RefSeq, a predicted model, not a curated record
AUGACAGAGGCUGUGACGAAAGAUUUUGGAAGGAUUGACAUCCUCGUGCAUUCUCUUGCCAAUGGACCAGAGGUAACGAAGCCACUCUUGGAGACAUCUAGAAGAGGGUAUCUUGCUACAAUUUCAGCUUCGAGUUACUCUUUUGUCUCCCUGCUUCGGCACUUUCUUCCAAUAAUGAAUCCAGGCAAGCGGUGCUUCAAUAUCUUUGACAUACAUAGCUUCCGAAAGGGCAAUCCCAGGAUACGGAGGUGGAAUGAGCUCAGCAAAAGCUGCAUUGGAGAGCGAUACAAAAGUGCUGGCUUUUGAACUGCACUUGCUUGCCACAAAGCAUCAGAUGUUUCAUCUGAUUCCAACACCU